This is a messenger RNA of Neodiprion virginianus, 11350 nucleotides long. RefSeq lists its product as uncharacterized. The transcript is spliced from 22 exons. Gene Ontology annotation, molecular function: RNA polymerase II transcription regulatory region sequence-specific DNA binding; DNA-binding transcription factor activity, RNA polymerase II-specific. The record is from RefSeq and is a predicted model, not a curated record. The coding region runs from base 1308 to 7403 and encodes 2031 amino acids. Gene Ontology annotation, biological process: regulation of transcription by RNA polymerase II. Lineage: Eukaryota; Metazoa; Arthropoda; Insecta; Hymenoptera; Diprionidae. Gene Ontology annotation, cellular component: nucleus.
CGUGAAUCGAACGAGCGCCGCGUUGAGUGAGGAACAGCCGCCGCCGCACCACACAAACGCGAUCACACACUACUCCCACACCCAAAAAUAAUAAAGCCACACGGUAGCGAGGCUCACGCGUACCUACGUGUUUUAGUGCGUGCGCGUAUGCGUGCGCUGGCGUACGCGCCUGUGUGAUAUUAUACAUUCAUAGAGAACGGCGCGGGCCUACCGAGGGAUGAUGGAACAGUGUGCGCGCGCGCGCGCCUUCUCGCGUGUAUUAUAUACGUAGGUGCGCAACACUGCGAGAGAGGAGGCGAGUCAGUCGUGUAGCGGGCGUUGUGUGUGUUUCGCUGUGUCGCUCAUACGUACACAUAUAGGUAUAAUAUCCGCGUGUGCGUACGUACGUAUUAUACGUACUUAUGUAUAUAUAUAUAUAAAUAUGUGCGCGCGAGUUGCCCAGUGACGUGAUCAAGCAAACGACGGAAUCGUGAACCGACCGACACACCGCCGCGAAUCCAAGCGAAUUCCGGUGCGGCUAGUGUCCCGGGGGCCUCCUCCUCCUCCUCCUCCUCUUCCUCUUCUCUUUGAGACUUGUAUGCCGGAUCCUUGGCGCGUUACGAAUAUCGGGCUUAUCUCAUUUCGAUGUGCGAUAUGUAAGUGUACGUACACUGUACGUAAACGGAGGAAUCCUACGCGGCUUGUACACAUAUCGCCAAGUAUCUUCUGUUUAUUUACCGUCGCUUUGGAGCGGCGGGUGGAACGUGGGGGGAGGAGAAGAGAGCAACCCGAGAAAAUACUACGUUUCUCUGCUUCGCCGUUGUGUUUUCCGCUCCUGUUCGUCUUCCUCCUACUCGUCGUCGUAUUGUUGGUGGCAAUAGUAACCGUACAGGGUAGUUUUAGUUGUUGUGUAGUUGAGAGGUGAACCAGGACUACUGGUGUAACAUAGUGCGACCAGUGAUUGUGUUAGUGCGACGACAACGGUGAUAGUGACGAUGAUGAUGAUGAUGAUGAUGAUAUGGUGAUGGUGAUGUGGUGGUGGUGCUGCUGCUGCUAGUGGCUACGAGAUGAUGAUGGUGUUGUAUCGAGUGUGGAUCGAGUUUUCAUCCACGUAUAACCAGGGCAAUCAUUAGAAGAUAGGAUAGAUAGGAACAAAAGAGACUGCAGUCCAAGCGAGACGAGAGAAUUCGAGUAUAGGAUGCAUGGGAGCUGGAGCUGGGAAGGAGAACUGGAGCUGGGUGAGGGAACGAUCACUCUGCUGCGCCAAAGACGGAGACCAGAGAGCCCGGACUCGACGCAUCCGGUCCCCGAUACCCGGGUGCUAAGGUAUGCACCCAGCCGUUGCCACCGAACGCCUACCUCUCAAUCGCCGCACUCCGGCCCGCAGCCCCCUCUCACACGUGUCGACUCGUCUGGCCGAUCCUGCAGGGGAAAUGUUGACCGCUACUCAUCCUGAGAUGCACGAGAAGCGGGAUUCCCUUGGAGUUGUGGGCCAGUAUGGGGGAGGUGCUGGCGGGGGCGGCGGGCAAUCCCCGGAGGAUAAAUGCGUCGUUGAGCAGCCACCCCCGCCUCCGCCGCCCCCGCAAAAGGAUCCCUCCGACCCGACGAUAAGCGCUAAAAAGUUACCGAAAAAACGUAAAUUCGAUUUGUCCGCUCUUGACGAUAUGAAUAAAACCAACAACGCUAACAGCAACGUUACCAGCAACGUUGGUGGCGAUCUUGUUGUUACCGGAUUGCGGGGUAUCAAUACAACCUCUAUAAAUCAACCCCAAAAUAUUCAACAUCCGACUCUUCUUCCGUCUCCUCCGCACCAGCAACCACCGCCGCUGCCGCAGCAUCAGCAACAGCAACAUCAACCCGAAUAUUAUCAGGUACAACAGCCACAUGCAGUUGUAGCUCCGCCUCAAAGCACAGCGGUGGAUUAUUCUUGUCGUGAAGAACCACCACGGUCUCGUCCUCGGUUACAGGUAGCACCGGCAGCAGCAGCGAUAGACCUGAGCGAGUGGCGGGAGCACAAAGUGCUAGCUUUAAGGGACUCACAUUAUUACCCGGGGGUUAUAAGCAACGCGACUCAUGGUGAUAUAUACGUUAAGUUUGACGGUGAGGGUAACCUAGUUAAGUACGAGGAUGUGCUGGGGAUAGGAAAAUACGAUGUCAUCAAGGAUUCGAGUCCGUCGGUUAGCCAAGUGACUGUUGAUGCGAACGUUUGCUUUAGAUAUCCUACCACAUCUAACAACCACGCCGAAACACUGACCAGUGUUUUUGUGAAGGGUACUGUUUGUGAGAUAAUAUCAAAUCCAAUUAGUUUUGUCGUCAAGAUACCUGGCGAAGAUGAUAAGAGCUUUGAAUUUGUUGUUAAACGUGCCGACUUAAGGCUCGUCCAACCUCCGUGGUGGGAUGAACUCGAAGGCCUAGAGAUCGUUGAUCCGCCAAGGGCCCAAGUAGUCGAUCGUGGCUAUCGAAAUUCGUUGGAGGCACCUGCGUCGGUACCGGUCUUACAGCUUCAUCAUGCUUCGCCGCAUGCUUCACUUAUUGCUCACAAUGACGGAAAUGCAUACUACAGAAGUAGGGCGACGAGUCCCUUAUUGGAGUUGCCAGGUUCCGUCCAAUCAGGAAACAACACUUUGAACAUAAGCAACGGAAGUAGAAUAUACGAGGAUUUGGAAAGUGACGACGAUUUGGGCAGAGAGGAUAUAAGGUUUCCUUCUGAUGCAGAUGCAAAAUUGUCAGGAAGCAGUAAAAGGAGCAGUAUGCAAAGCCGUGGAAGUACAAGCAGCCUUGUCGAGCAACGCAGUAUAACUCCUCGUUCCCAGGCGGCCACACCCAGAUCUCAGGCGGCAACGCCACACAAAUACAAAAAGGGUGACGUAGUAGCGACGUCUAGUGGAAUCCGGAAAAAAUUCAAUGGUAAACAAUGGCGCAGACUUUGCAGCAAAGAAGGAUGCUCAAAAGAGAGUCAGCGGAGAGGAUACUGCUCUCGCCACCUUAGUCUGAAGGGUUCAGGAUUCAGGGGCACUAGCACGUUUCCCGGGGGUAAAAUGGACGGGGAAGAAACCUCACGGGAUUCCGACACGUCUCCAAACUACGCAGAUAGAAGAAUAGCCGGACGUUUCGACCAAGAGGAAACUGAGGCCGCAAACAUGCUUGUAUCACUGGGGAGUUCGCGUUCAGCAACCCCGGCCUUUUCACCUACGGGACAGUCCUCUGUAUCGCCGUGUAUAAAUCAGAGUCCCGUUCCGUUGUUGGGUCUGAAUCAGAACGUCUUCAUGCCAAUAUCGAGUCCAGCGCAUCACCCUCCUCCCAUAAUAUCACCUGGUGCGAAAUGGAAGCAUUCCCCUACCCAACAGAAUUUCGCGGGUCAGUAUCAGCAGCCCGUAAUUAGACCAGAGCUAGUCAGGCCGAACGGGAGACCAGGUCAAACACCACCAGCAAGCAUCGGCGCCAGUGUGAUCCGGAUUUCACCCGUUAGUAGAUUAUUGGCAAGCCAGAGUUUAAGCAUCCCUACAUGGCCCGAUCAAAGUCCGCCUCAAAGGCAUCCGUCGGUUGUUACGUCGUUGGCUCAGCAACAACAACAACAGCAGCAGCAGCAACAGCAACAGCAGCAACAACAACAACAACAACAACAACACCAACAACAACACCAACACCAACAUCAGCAGCAACAACAACAGCAGCAUCAGCAGCAACAAAGCAUAAUAUUGCAGCAUGCCCUGACUUCUAACAACGGUUUUUCGAACCAUUCGGAAGUGACGCAAUCUAACAAUCAGCUAUUGAAGCCACCCCACUCACCCCAUGUUCCACUCUCGGUAACACCAGGGCAGAAUCUAACCAUGAUUCAUAAACCUCAAGACCAACCCGUCGACUACGCUCAACCUUUGACCCAGACUCAGACAAUGUAUUUAAUGCCUCAUCAACAUGAGAAAAAGUAUGUGAUAAAAAGCACUACUAUGGAAGCAACGCCAUUGUCUAGUGGACAUUUGGUUAGUAAUCAAGACGACAAGUAUAGACAAACGAUGAUUAAUCAUUUGGGACAAUUACCACCCUUACAUCAAACACAGUGUCAACCCCCCCAGUCACCGGCAGCUCAGUCCGUCCACGUUGAAAAAAUGUCUGCUCUCCAACAGGUCAGCAAAGUAACCCUUCCGCUUCAUCUUUCAUCUCACGUGGACUCCCAGAGGACUUUGUCGACACCGGCAACCAUUGUGAUGUCUGCUACGACAACCAUUAAUGACUCGGCACCACCAACCAGCGUUUUCCAACCCGUCAUCGUUCAACCAAGUCACUUGACUCCAAUGGCAAAAAUCCAACCGCCUCGAGAAGAUAACCAUCAAAAGAACAAUGGAGUUCUAUAUGGAAGCCGCGAUGUUUCUCCCGCAUAUCAGCCCCAACUACCGCAACUUGUCACCAAUGCUGUAUCCAAACGGAAAAAAGCUUUUUCCUGGCAGACGAUAGUGUUGGACCAGCCAGAGGUCAGUCCGCCGCCAUCAGCCCUCAGCCCUCCGUUGAGUGCACCCCCGAUUCCUAUGGGUACAGGCAACAAUCCUAGCGACGAUGGUAGCGGGCAUGGUCCUGGGGCUGGCCCUGAACCCAUCACUCCGGCGGAGGAGGAUGAUGACGACGUUUUUGAGACGGAACCGACAACCCCGGCUGAAGUAGAGAGCAGCAUCAACAAACGUCGAAGUCAAUCACUCGGUGCGCUGCACACCAAAGAUCCACAAAGUCCACUUAAACAAACUGUGAAAAAACCACCGAUGUUACAGGCCAAGGACCGAAUACGACGACCAAUGAAUGCUUUUAUGAUAUUUUCAAAACGUCACCGAGCGUUGGUACACCUAAGGCAUCCCAAUCAAGAUAAUAGAACAGUAUCGAAAAUUCUUGGCGAAUGGUGGUACGCCCUGAAACCUGAAGAGAAACAGAAGUACCACGAACUUGCUUCGGAAGUAAAGGAGGCUCAUUUCAAAGCUCAUCCAGACUGGAAGUGGUGCAGCAAAGAUAGGCGGAAGUCAUCGACUACCGGAUUCAAGGGCGCUGAACCACGAGGGAAACUUAAUAGCACCGGAGAGGAAACUGAUAUGGGACCACCCUCUGAUGACGUGCCUUUAACCCCGCGAACAGUCGACGAACCAUCGGCACUCGCACCCAGCAUAUUCGAAUCUCCGAAUAUCGAGAUCGGUGGUCAAGCGCGCGAUUCUCGUCGUGUUUCCGAAAUUCCGCUGCAGGUUGAAAACUCUGAGUCUGAUAUGAAGCAGGAGGAGGAUGGUAACGUAUCGGAUGACGAUCAAAUGGUGAUAUGUGAAGAUCCGCAACCGGAAAUAGACUUGAAGUGCAAGGAUAAAUUGACAGACAGUGACAAUGAGGGGCAGGAUGAAAAUGUGGAGAAUAAAAAUUACGCACAGGCGAGAUGUUCGCCUGCUAGUGGUCAAAAUCACGACGCACAGGAUACCAAGAUGGACAUAACAUGUAGGCCUAAGCCUAUCAAAGCCCGACUACCAUCCGCCGGCAUGGAGACUACGACAAAAUACCAUCAUGCAUCCAUGGACAAAGGUGGCACUGUUUCGGUCCUUUCAACAACGUACCCUUACCACAGCCCUGUUAAUCCGAGCGGAGUAACGGGUUUCCAGCCUAAGGGAGGCGCGUUUAUAACUAUGCCUGUAUCCCCGAAAGUUGUUAAACCAGAGCCGGUUAAAAACAUUGAGCAACAGUACAGUACGCAGUAUAGUGUCAGUAAUCUCGUUGCUAAUAUUCAGAACGAAAACGGGCGAACUCUACCGAAAUUUCCUCCUUCACCCAUCGUUUCACAUUCGUUACAGGUCAGACCCAUGAUGACGCUUCUUAAAGAACAACAGGGGAUACAGUCAACAAACUCUAUGCAUCAUAUGCUAACUUCCAGUGCUGGUUACCAACCCCAACUCACCCUCACAGUAGUCAACAAUGAGGUCAUGUCAGGUUCAAAGCCCCAGCAAGGAUCUCAGUAUCUUGUCCAGGCAUCGCCUCACGCUAGAAUGUAUGGAAACUUCCAGAUCCCUGUUUCAGAUGCCAGUGGCCGUAGUAUAUCUGUUCAGAACUUAGUAACCAGUGGUAAAGUCGAAGCUCAUAGCGUUAUUGUGAGCAAAGCUUAUCCAGUGUCAACUCCAAGUCCUGGUACACCAAGUUAUAAAGGAAUCGGUCACUCGGUUACACGACUUGCUGAAAUUGAGCAAAAUGAUAAUCAAUCUACUGUAAACCAUGCUCAAUUCUAUGCAGUAAAUGCUCUGAAAUUAGAUCAAGAAAGGAAAGACACGGUUAAUAUUCACCUUCCGGUACCUGGUGACAGUCACAAACAACCUUCAACGCCGCAUACUCCGCACACGCCGCAUAACAACGAUCAUUCGUCGAACACAUCUUUCGCAAUGGAAGAGCCAAGAGGAAUCGGCGCUUUGAACAACGUCGACGUAGGGACAAAUAAAGCUCCAUUUAUGCUUGCUCCAACACCGGCGCAACUUGGUCGGGCUCCGCUACAGAGGAGACAAUCAAUGGCAAUGCCUCCCACAUCAAAUGCGGGAGAUCAUGGGCCUCCGACGUCUCAGAAUUCCGAUAAUCGGCAGCCUUCAAAUUCUGUCCAGAACUUCGAUCAGCUGCAACAAAAUUCCAAUACCGAGCUUCUGGCUGCGUCGUCACCAUCGACGAAGAAAGGUUCUUUCUUCAAGAAGAACGUCGAGGACGGCAUGGACAGGUACAGGCAAUUGGUUCUGGAGCAAGUUAACUUCCAAGAGAAAUUUUCAUCGUUGCCAGAAUUCAAGCCAGAGGAAAUCCAGAGUCCGAGCGCGAUCGGCAUUACCAGUGGAACAGGUGCAUCACCUCAUGUCUCUGUUACACCGGGACUACAUCAGUCUAACCUAUCUUCAUCCAUGCAGGAUUAUCGUAAGAAAUCUGUGCAGGGACCUCAUAGACCCAGUUUGAAUGAGGAUGAUACAGAGUCAGACAUAUCGAUGUCAGUCACCCCUAAGUCGACGAGCAGUGUAAAAUUGACGGGGAAUCAAUUUUUUGGUCCCGACUUCAACAUAGAAGCAUUUAGAACGAGCACUGAUCCAGGCGGCGAUGUUGAUCCGAGUUCACCGCGGACUCCGAAGACUCCCAGCGGUGGGGUUGGCGGUGCGACAACCGGUGCGAGCAGAGGUGAAAACGAACGAGGUCACAGGAAGGUACUGGAGCAGCGACGAAAGCUCGUUAUGCAGUUAUUUCAAGAACAGGGUUACUUCCCGACGACGCAGGCGACUUCUUCAUUUCAGGCAAAUCAUGCCGAUAUAUUUCCUACCAAAGCGAGUCUUCAACUGAAAAUAAGAGAAGUUCGGCAAAAAUUGAAGGCUAACUCGACGCCCGUGAGCGCCAGCAGUUUGGUCAGCCCGUUACCGGUGUCGGAGUCCUCACCUGGGGUUAACGAUUGAACUUCACAGGACCUCUUACUGCCCCCCCAACGUCGAUGGGUGCUCCUCAUUCGCUGCCGGUCGGCAAUAUCAGCGGUAGCUAGCCCCCACGCGCCAACUGUGAUAGAAAGCGUACCCCCUCGCCCCGCAGCGCAUCCGCCUCAUAAUGUUAUGAGAACAUCGUUAUUAGAAGAACAAAAUAAUCGCAUCGUCCGCACCGUGUAGUCUCUGUGAAACGAUUAGCUGGGACGGGAGAAGAAGUUUACAUUUUUUUUUAAAUCUUUUUUUUUCACUUUUUUUUUGUUAUAUUUUUUUUCCUAUCUCUUCGAAUUUCCUUCUCCAGGCGAAACGUGUUCGUGAGACUCGAGUGCUAUUCUCCCGUUAACGUGGGCACACAAUCGUUAUUGAUAUUGAAUACGGGCGGGGAUGUCUUACAUCGAUCGGCUACGUGGUUUAAUUAAAUAAUAUUAUGUCAAACUCCUGUCGAGAGAAUGUUUUAGUUUUCUGCAUACUAAGUGGUAUAUCGGUAUCGGAAAACUGGUGUGUCUCGUUUUUAUUAUUAUAUCUUUACGAAUGCUUGUGCAAUAAUUCGUCGAUGAACUUUAUUGGCUUGAAUCUUGUUCAGCAAAGUUAGGAUUCGUUAUUUUGUAAAUUUAUAAAAUUACUGCAAUAUCGCUGAAAUAUUUCAGAGGAAAUGAAAGGAAAAAAAAACGUAUUAUAAAACUUUUACAGUUUUAAGCACGUGGUAUGUGAUUUAGAGUUUAAAAAAAAAUCGUACUUGUAUAUGAAUCCUUGGGUAACGCUCGAAUCUUAUAUCUGAUCAAAUUUAUGUCGUUACUUGCAACUGUGAUUUGUACCCGUAGCCGAAUUAAGCAUGGCAUAAUUCAAAAGACGUGUAGCUGAUUCUUGUAGUUAUGUAGUAAUUGAUGCGGGGCGAAUCGGACGAGGCCUAUGCCAAUGUUAAUAAUAAUAAUAUUAAUAAUAAUAAUAAUGUUAUGGGAGAAAAACUUAUAAUAAAAAAGAAACAUUAAAAGACGUGAUCCGGUGGUUAAAUGCGUCGGUCCGUUUUAAUGAAACGUUAUCGCUAUUAAGUCAUUCUAUAGAAUUUAGAUUAACAUUUUAUACAUAUAUCUACACUAUAUAUAUAUAUAUCUUGAUAAUUGUUUUAAAAAAAAAAAAAAAGAAAAGAAAACACGAAAACUCGAGAACAAAGUCCAUAGAAAUAUAUAAAUAUAUAUAUAGUUAUAUAUGUAUUAAAAUAUUUGCACAAAAUCUAGAUGACGCAAUCAACAAAAAUGUGUUUUAUAUGAUAUAAGUGUAAAUAAUGGUAUAGUACGUCUCGCGCUUGGGAUGUUGCGUGAUGACGAAUCAUUGUAAUCAUAGAAGCGAUUUUUCGUUCGUGUUAAACCUUGGUGACAAUGCGUUGAAUUAUUCUGUUAAUUUGAGAAGGACAUGAUAAAGACACGGUGCCAUUGUGUGGUAACGAUGAUAUCCAGGGAAAGUGCGAAUGACGUUCAAUUCCCUUGUUAUAUUAUUUAACGGUGUAUUAUUAUAUUAACGGUUAAUCAAUUCAUUGCCCGAUAGUUAAUAAACAUAGAUCGUAUUAAUAUGUAAUUUAAAGAAAAAAAAUAUUUCCAAUAUUAUUGAAAGUACUUAUCGACUGUUUUUAAAAGGCUUUGCUAAGGUUCAACGUAUUUAUACGUAUUUUAUAGGUGUUUUUAAAAAAUGGUCACUUUUGUUUUUUUUUUUUUUUUUUUACUCCAAUGGCCACCUUAGAUUUAAGCGGUUUUAUAUUGGCUAUAUGAUGAUGUUUUUUUUUUCUUUUUUUUUCUGUCCAAGCCGUGACUCAUGUAUUUUACACUCGUAUACAGUAUGGCGCGUGUAGAUCUGUUAAUCAAUUUCCAAUUCGUCAUUGAUGAAAAUGGCUUUCACAUUCUAGCAUGUUAUCUACUUUUACCUACCACAUAUACAUAUAGAUUUACAUUUAUGUAUUCACAUAUACAUCGACGCCCAAUAUAUUUUGUUUUAACGGUCUUGUUUGAAUCUAUAUAAAUAAUUCUUGUCUCAAUUUUUUUUUCCUUUUUUUUUCUACCACAAUUUUAUUCGAAAGAACGCUCUGUAAAUCGUUGCGGAAAUGUGUUGAAUCUUGGCAAAAUAACGAAAAAAAAAAAUAUAAUAAAAAAUGGAAAUAUAUUGUUGAGAAAUUGGCUGUAAAAUAUAGAUAUUGUAAUUAGCAAAAAAUGUUCUGGAAGUGCACGAUAAAAUGUUCAGGUCUCGCGCGACGGCACGCAUAUAUAUUGUAGCUAAACAGCAGACAGCGCAUGUUCUACAUAUUUUGUAAAUAAAAACAAUAUAAUUAUAUUAUAUUAUAUAAAGAAAUAGAGUAUAAUAAUUGAAGUAUAGUAAAGGAUAUAGUCUUGUAAUUUGUAGAAUGAUAGUUAUUAUUAAAAAAAAAAACAAAAAAAAAAAAAAACAGAAAAAAUAACAUAAGAAAAUAUUAAUCACUAUUAUAAUUACUUCUACGAGUUUAGGCAGGAUUAGGUUCAGUUUAAUUACAUAUAACUGGGCCUCUACACGUCAUUGAAAUUUUGGCUCGGGAUUGUUUCCUCCACUCCCUCAUAAUCAAAUGCCAUUUGGUUCACACCCUCCAGCCUCCGUAUAAACUGAAAAACGUGUUCCCAAAUGAUUGAUAACUCUUGAUACCAUUAUUUGUGUGUGUAUAUAUAUAAAUAUAAAUAUAUAUAUAUAUACACACACAUAUAUAUAAUAUACUUUUGCUGCCCGAUAAUAAUUUUUGCAAUUACCGAUUUACUAUAAUUAUUACUAUUUAUUUAUUAUUAUUAGAAUUUUUUUUUUUUUUUUCGACACCAAUUUAAGAACGCGGCAAGCGUGCUGCAAGCAAAUAUUGACAGAGUGAAGCGCAAAUAUUUCGCGAUAAGAUUUCUUUUUAGGUAAUUUAACAAUUUCUCUGAUCAUUGUUGCAUGAAAUGAUAUAGAAAUGUCUUGACGUGUUCGUUCUACCUCAUUUGUCAUAUCCGACAUGUACUUUUCUGUAAAAGAUUACUCAUGAGGUUUUACGUUUACUUGAAUUUUCUUUCUAUUUUUUUUUUUUUUUUUUUCUAAAAUCUUACAAUCCAAUGAGGAUUUUGAAGCAACGGACUAUUUCACAACUUUGAUACUUUUAAGAAAACAAGAAAACUGAAAUAGCGUACUUAAACUAGCUUCUCAGAACAAUUCUUUCAAUUUUAUCACAUAUGUAAUAUAUGACUUUUGUCACAGAUUAUAUUGUUCUUUGAUUUCUUCGGAAAUUUGCAGUAAAAUGUCACCCAGAUAUGAAAUAACAAUGGUUCGAUUGAAAAAUUAGCCAUUAGUCCGUCAUUUGUUGAAGAUAAUUUUUAUCUUAUGCAGAAAAGCACAUGAUAGGAUUAUUGCGUAACACGAUGUUGUCAAGGACCUUAUUCUAUGGGGGGUGGGGGAACUUACAGAAGAUGAACACUAAGACGCUCUCUGACAGUGAAAUUUCCUUAUGUAAAUGGGGAUUGCGACCGAUAAGCGAUAUUGUAGAGUCUCGUAAAAUCCUCAUCCUUGCCUCGCUCGAACAACAAUUAGUAAAAUUUACCACAUUUUGUACUUGAUUUAAAUUUUAAGUAAGCUAUUUUCCAGUAUUGAUAAGAUUUUUAAAUAAGUUUCUUGAAAAUUACUACUAUUAUUAUUAUUAUUUACAAUUUUUUUUUUUCUUAUUUAUACAUACAUAUUUUUCGUAACUCGUUGAAUAACGCGAAGAAAUUUGCUUGGUGACUAUUAGCCGUUGCUCGUAUGACUGUGAUUUAGAAAAGCAGAACUAUAAAGGAUAAACCGCUGGGCGGCUAUAAUAGCUAGCAGUUUCCUCGCUCAAUAAUUUAUCUCCCUGAACAUAUUCGUUAUCCUCUUUUUUUCUCUCCAUUUCGUCAAAGGAAGAGAGGAAGAAU